AAUCAAUAGUGUUUUUGGAGCAGAAUAGACAAGCGGGCGUUUACCGUUGGAGGCAACCAACGGUAUCGCGAGAAACCGCGAGAUCAUGGCCAUAGCAUAACAAAAAUAAAUUUGUGGACAACAAGCCAGAGUACAUGAUGGCGGCGUCGCUGCUACGCCGGGAUAAGAAAGCCACUGCCGCCCAUUUAAAGGCAGACCUCAAUCGGACUGACAAUUGUGCCGGGGCACGGCAACUCCAAGAGCUGCUCGACACGGUACUGAACCCCGAGACACCGGCCACCGACACCGAGGCUCUGGACUGGUGCAAAUGUCUGAUCGCAGGAGGAGACGGAUUCGAUGAGUUCUGCAAGACGGUCCGGUCCUAUGACAACGCCACUCUCUGUGGUCUGGUCUGGACGGCCAAUUUCGUGGCUUACCGAUGCAGGACUUGUGGCAUUUCCCCCUGCAUGUCAUUGUGCGCCGAGUGUUUUAACAACGGCGAUCACACGGGCCAUGAUUUCAACAUGUUCCGGAGCCAGGCCGGCGGGGCCUGUGACUGUGGGGACAGUAAUGUCAUGCGAGAGAGUGGGUUUUGUCGAAGGCAUCGGUUAAAGACCGGGGAGAAUGUGCCAUCCGUCCCAAGGGAGCUCCUCUUGAUGUCAGAGAUGGUCCUCCCUCGAUUCAUCAUCAGCGUCAUUCAGUAUCUACGGGAAGGAUACACUGAGCCAGGUGAAGUCACAGACUCUGGCAGUGAGCGAGACCUGCAGAAGGUUUUACAGCAGCUGGAGCCACAGAUCUCCUUUCUAGAAGAGCUGACAAAGAUGGGCGGGGCGAUGAGGACCGUUCUGACGAAGAUCCUGACCAAUCAGCAGACGUUCAAAGACCUGAGCAUGGGCCAGGAAGGCAGUCCUUAUGCGAAGCAGAACUAUGAAAAGUACUUGUCAGCGUUGAAGAACUCUGGCCUGGUGUCUGUGGAGGAGAAGGCCCUGCCAGCGUCGGCUGAGUCCCCCGCCGGGGAAGAGGAAGCGACGGGGGCCCUAGCCUCCAGCGGAGCUGCGGCAGCAGGAAGCCCGGAGGAGGCCAGUAAAGAGGAGGAUCCCGAUGGGGGGCAGGCACUUGGGCAGAGGAAGAGGGUGAAGCUGAGCAGCACUACCAAAGAUACCUCCAUUAUGGACUCUCUGAAACACAAAUGCUUUCUGGAGGAGCUGCUGUUCUGGACCAUCAAAUAUGAGUUCCCCCAAAAGAUGGUGACCUUCUUGCUAAACAUGUUACCGGAUCAAGACUACAAGAUCACCUUCACCAAGACGUUCGUGCAACACUACGCCUUCAUCAUGAAGACGCUGAUGAAGAGCCACGAGUCGGACACCAUGUCCAACCGCAUCGUGCACAUCAGCGUGCAGCUGUUCAGCAACGAGGAGCUGGCCCGCCACGUCACCGAGGAGUGCCAGCUGCUGGACGUCAUGGUGACCGUGCUCCUCUACAUGAUGGAGAGCUGUCUGGUCAAGAGCGAGCUGCAAGACGAGGAGAAGAGCCGCCAUGUGGUGGUGAACUGCGGCGAGGCGCUGCUGAAGAACAACACCUACUGGCCGCUGGUCAGCGACUUCAUCAACAUCCUGUCCCACCAGAGCGUGGCCAAGAAGUUCCUGGAGGACCACUCCCUGCUGAUGCUCUGGAUGAGCUUCGUCUCCUUCUUCCAAGGGAUGAACCUGAACAAGAGGGAGAUGAACGAGCACGUGGAGUUCGAGUCCCAGACGUACUACGCAGCCUUCGCGGCUGAACUGGAGGCCUGUGCCCAGCCCAUGUGGGGGCUCCUCACACACUGCAAGGUCAAAGAGACUCAAGAAUACACUAAGACGGUGGUGCGCUACUGCCUGGAGGCUCUGCAGCUGUGGUUUGAUGCUAUCGGCUUUGUGGACGAGCCUGCACCAAACCAGGUGACCUUUCACCUGCCCCUACAUCGCUACUACGCCAUGUUCCUCAGCAAGGCGGUGAAGUGCCAAGGCCUUGACCUGGACAGCCUUCUGCCCGACCAGGAGAUGUUGAUGAAGAUCAUGGUGCAUCCAUUACAGAUUCAGGCAAGCCUGUCGGAGAUCCACAGCAACAUGUGGGUCAGGAACGGGCUGCAGAUCAAGGGCCAGGCCAUGACCUACGUGCAGUCGCACUUCUGCAACUCCAUGAUCGACCCCGACAUCUACCUGCUGCAGGUUUGCGCAUCAAGGCUGGAUCCUGAUUACUUCAUCUCAUCUGUGUUUGAGAGGUUCAAAGUGGUGGACCUGCUCACCAUGGCGUCCGUGCACCAGAACGCCCUGCUGGACUCUGAGCAGGAGAGGCCGAUGCUGGAGGGUGCCCUGACCUUCCUGGUCAUCCUCACCAGCCUCCGCCUCCACCUGGGGAUGACGGACGACGAGAUCCUCCGCUCCGAGAUGGUGUCGCAGCUCUGCAUGAACGACCGCACCCACAGCUCGCUGCUGGACCUCAUCCCCGAGAACCCCAACCCCAAGAGCGGCAUCGUGCCGGGGAGCUGCAGCUUCGAGGAGAUGCUCUCGGCGGUGGCGGACUUCAAGGCCCCCGUGUUCGAGCCCGGAGGCUCCAUGCAGCAGGGCAUGUACACCCCUAAAGCGGAGGUGUGGGAGAAGGAGUUUGACCCCAUCAUGGUGGUGCUCAGAACGGUCUACCGACGAGACGUCCAGUCGGCAAUGGACCGAUACGCAGCUUUUUUGAAGCAGUCUGGGAUUCACACUGGCAACCCCUGGCCCCCUUACAAGGAGAGGAGUCCCCUGCACCCGAGCUACAAGGGCCUGGUCCAGCUUCUGCACUGCAAGACCCUCCACAUCGUCAUAUUCACGCUCCUCUACAAGAUCUGGAUGGACCACCAGAACAUGUCUGAGCACGUGCUCUGCAUGGUGCUGUACCUCAUCGAGCUGGGCCUGGACAACCAGGACCAGGAGCACAAGGAGGAGGAGGAGCCCUGCAUCGAGGAGCACUGCCACGACAGCUGGUUCCCGGGCACCAGCCUCCUGUCCAACCUGCACCACGUCAUCAACUUCGUCAGGGUCCGGGUCCCCGAGACCGCCCCCGAGGUCAAGAGGGAGCCCCCGCCCAGUACGAGUACCGAGGCGACCUCCUUUGGUCCGGCGUCCCGGCGUCUCUCGGGGAACUGGCGAGAGAACCUCCGCGAGGCGCAGGUCUUCAGCCUGGUGGCCGAGCGCCGCAGGAAGUUCCAGGAGAUCAUCAACCGCAGCAGCACGGAGGCCAGCGCCCAGGUGGUGCGGCCCAAGAGCUCCUCCACCCGCUGGGUCCCGCCGGGCACGCCGCCCCAGCUGGUGACGGAGAUCCUGGAGGUGCGCGAGAGCAUGCUGUCGCUGCUCAUCAAGCUGCACCAGAAGCUGUCGGCCAAGCAGAACUCGCUGCCCGCCGGGUGGCUGGAGGAGGCAGCGGCGGCCAAGGCGGCGGCGGCGGCGGGGGGGGGGCCCGCAGACGCCGGGCGCCACACCCAUGGCGACGGCAUCACCGCCAUCGAGCGCAUCCUGACCAAGGCGGCCGGAUGCAGCCGCCACAGCCAGCGCAGCAUCCAGGAGAUCUGCGGGAAGGUGUGCCCCCCCGUGCCCCCCAAGAAGAGCAGCCCCGCAGACAAGAAGACCCUGGAUAAGGAGGAGAGGCGUACGAGGGCCCGGGAACGGCAGCAGAAGCUGCUGGCCGAGUUCGCCUCCAGGCAGAAGAGCUUCAUGGAGACCGCCAUGGACGUCGAAUCCCCCGACGGCGAGGCGGCCAUGGACCUGGGGCUGACGGAGCUGAUGGACUCGGAGAUCCUCUACGACUGUGUCAUCUGCGGCCAGAGCGGCCCGUCCACAGAAGACCGGCCCACCGGCCUGGUGGUGCUGCUACAGGCCUCCUCAGUGUUGGGCCAUCGCUGUAAAACGGGCGAGGCCAAGAAGCUGCCGACGAGCGACGAGGAGCACAUCUACGCGGCGGACACGUGCGGUGUUGCGCACGACCUUCGCCUGGCGCUGAUGCAGCGCUUCUUCAGAGAGAGCUCGUGUCUGCAGUCGGUCUCCAUCGGCUGGGACGGUGGCGUCUACGUCCAGACCUGCGGCCACACGCUGCACAUCGACUGCCACAAGUCCUACAUGGAGUCCCUCCGGAACGACCAGGUCCUGCAGGGCUUCUCCGUGGACAAGGGGGAGUUCACCUGCCCGCUGUGCCGGCAGUUUGCCAACAGCGUGAUCCCCUGCCGCCCGGGGCCGGGCCUGGAGGCCGGGGCCUGGCACUGCCCCAGCAACAAGAAGCCCUCGGUCCUGGUGAAGGAGGUGGAGGACCUGCAGGGGCUGAUGGCCCCCUUCCCGACGGUGUCGAACCUGAGCAAAGAGAUGGAGCUGGUCAUCAAGGACAUCAAGAACACCACCCAGAAGAAGUACAUGGACUACGGCAAGAACCCAGGUUCCCCUGACAACGACUUCCUCUUCAUGUACUCCGUGGCCAGGACCAACCUGGAGCUGGAGCUGGUUCACCGCGGCGGCCACCUGUGUUCUGGAGGAGCUAGUGGCGCCGCCAAACGCUCCUGUCUCAACCAGCUGUUCCAGGUGUUGGCCACACACAUGCGUCUGUACAGCAUCGACUCUGCCUACAACCCCUGGACCCGACUCACGCAGGUCACUAAGAGCCAGCUAGAAGAAGGUCCGGAGGUCGACCGGCGGGAGGUGGCCAUGCUGUUCAGAGACGUGCCGUCGCUGCUCAUCAUCUUCGUGCUGACCAUGCCGCAGCCCCUGAGAAAAGAACACUUCACCUGCGUGGUGAAGAUGCUGUACAACCUGCAGUUCGUCCAGGCCCUGGCCGCACUCUCCGCACAGUUCAGCCCCGAGGAGCGUCAGGCCUGGAGCACGUCUGGAACCCCCAAGAAGAACGCGGCAAACGGAGAGAAGUGUUUCGAAGCCUUGCUAAGCCACGUCAUCAGCGAGCUGUCCAGCGACGAGAAGAUCUACCGGCUGAAUGCGGCGGAGCCCACCGUGCUGAGCUCCAGCGUGUGGUCUCCCCAGUCCAUCGAGUUCAGCCUACGUCAGUUCUGCUUGCCCUACCUCCGCAUCGCCAGCCUGCUGCAGCACCACCUCUACGGGGACGUCCUCACCGAGUGCCUGCAGGAGGACGAGUUCUGGACGCUGGUCGUGGGUCUGGGGCUGCUGGCCCCGGGGCCCCAGACCCCAGGCUCCAGCUCCAGCCCCGUCCCCAGCGCCUCGUGUCUGGAGUGGCCGGGGGUCAGUGCCUUCCAGCUGGUGACCCAGUGGUGUGAGGAGUUGAAGGGGCUCCCCGAGACGCAGGCCGAGCACACCCUGGAACUGGUGCCGUUCCGCUCGCCCCAGACCCUCCUGGUGCAGGACCCCCAGUGGGGAGCGCCGAGGCUCCUCCAGCUCCCCGACAACUACAACAUCCUCUUCCAGUACUACCACCGCAAGGCGUGCUCCGCCUGCCAGAAGGUGCCCAAGGACCCGGCGCUCUGCCUGGUCUGCGGCACCUUCGUCUGCCUCAAGGGGCCGUGCUGCAAGCAGCAGGGCACCUGUGAAUGUGUUCUGCACUCCCAACACUGUGGCGCCGCGACCGGCAUCUUCCUCCUGAUCAACGCCUCCGUCAUCAUCAUCAUCCGGGGCCACCGCUUCUGCCUGUGGGGCUCGGUGUACCUGGACGCCCACGGGGAGGAAGACCGGGACCUACGCCGGGGCAAGCCCCUGUUCCUGUGUGCCGAGAGGUACCGGGUGCUGGAGCAGCAGUGGGUCUCACACACCUUCGACCACAUCAACAAGCGCUGGGGUCCGCACUACAACGGACUCUAA
Messenger RNA from Gadus chalcogrammus (walleye pollock), 5801 nucleotides. RefSeq names its product ubiquitin protein ligase E3 component n-recognin 3 (gene ubr3). The record is from RefSeq and is a predicted model, not a curated record. Gene Ontology annotation, biological process: protein ubiquitination; ubiquitin-dependent protein catabolic process via the N-end rule pathway. Gene Ontology annotation, molecular function: zinc ion binding; ubiquitin protein ligase activity. The transcript has 40 exons. Gene Ontology annotation, cellular component: ubiquitin ligase complex; cytoplasm. NCBI's taxonomy places the organism in Eukaryota, Metazoa, Chordata, Actinopteri, Gadiformes, Gadidae. The coding region runs from base 135 to 5801 and encodes 1888 amino acids.